UUCGAAGCUUCUUCGAGAGAUCUUCAAAGCCAAAAAUUAAUCAAAAUUAAUUUCAACAUGAGCCGAUUGGCAAUCGUUUUGUUCGCUCUCGUCUCGGUGGCUUUUACCGCCCCAGUCGACGAGAAGGAACUGAUCCGGAUCGUGAAACAGAGGGUGGCUGAACCAGCGCCAGAUGGUAGCUACAGCUACGAAUACGAGACGGCAAAUGGCAUUCAAGCUGCGGAACAAGCGCAGGUUAAUGUCCAGGGUGACGUUCUUCUCAAACAGGUCACCGGUUCUUUCACCUAUACUUCCCCCGAUGGCACACCGGUCCAUGUAACUUAUACUGCCGAUGCCAACGGAUUCCAUCCUGAGGGUGAACACUUACCAGUACCACCAGAAGUACCAACUCAUGUCCAGAGGGCUCUUGAAUACAUCGCUGCUCAUCCUCAAGAAAAUAAUACCGACAAUUAAUAACAUUGUCCAAUGGAUCUUUCUUCUUCUUCUUCUUCUUUUUCUUCUUCUUUUUCUUCUUCUUUUUCUUCUUCGUCGAAAGAAAUAGAAGAAUCUUUUUCUUCUUCUCUCACGUCUUCGUCUUCUUUUUCUCCUUCUUUUCUUCUGUUGUUCUUUCUCUACUCUUCCUUUUUAAUAUCUUUGCCCAACUCCUAUUCAACUUCUACGAGUACUUUACUACAAAGAACACAGGAUACCUUAUUUGGAACCUUCCUUAAAGAGAGUAGAAGAAUCAAUGUCUUCGAACUCGAUCCUUUUUACGUAGUAAUAACUAGCCAUUUAUUAUUGUAAACAAUCUCGAGAUGUAUCUACGUCGUGCCUAGGAAUAGGGCAAAGUAUGUUACUGUAAAUAAACUCGUUUUUGUACACGCA
Molecule: messenger RNA, 864 nt
Organism: Vespula pensylvanica (western yellowjacket)
Lineage: Eukaryota; Metazoa; Arthropoda; Insecta; Hymenoptera; Vespidae
Product: endocuticle structural glycoprotein SgAbd-8-like
Exons: 2
Coding region: 58-453 (131 amino acids)
Cellular component (GO): chitin-based extracellular matrix
Molecular function (GO): structural constituent of chitin-based larval cuticle
Source: RefSeq, a predicted model, not a curated record